This is a messenger RNA of Chinchilla lanigera (long-tailed chinchilla), 4758 nucleotides long. It is a transcript of the gene Il33r, whose product is annotated as interleukin 1 receptor-like 1. Gene Ontology annotation, molecular function: interleukin-1 receptor activity; interleukin-33 receptor activity; interleukin-33 binding. The record is from RefSeq and is a predicted model, not a curated record. The transcript has 11 exons. NCBI's taxonomy places the organism in Eukaryota, Metazoa, Chordata, Mammalia, Rodentia, Chinchillidae. The coding region runs from base 478 to 2157 and encodes 559 amino acids. Gene Ontology annotation, biological process: signal transduction.
UCCCAGUUCCACAAAUGUCAACUCAAUCACCUCUGUGAAUUCUCACCUACACAAGGACAUUUCCUGAACUCUAGAGUAAGGGGAAGAUGUGAAACACACAAAGCUCCAUGGCUGCUGGCAAAGUUUAAUUUUUCAGGGAGAGGGAGAUCGUGUUAGGAGCACAGGAGGAGGUCAUCAAAGCAACCUGCUCCAAGCAAAUCAAGAACAGCCAACUGUAUCCCGAAUGCAGGAGCUUUUGUGUCCUGAUAGCAGCACAGGAUAUCUGAGCGGACUCCCUAUGGUGGAAUCCUAAAUGAAGGUUGAGCAUCACUUUCCAUUAAAUGUGGGGAGGAGGACCUAGGACAAGGGAGAGACACAUAAGUUGGCUUUAUGCGCAAGUAAUGUUGCUGCUCUAAGCCCUGCUCAGCACUGCGCACGUCUACAGUAGCAGAGACUGUCGCUCUCCAGAGUCUUCAGUUGCUCUGAACAACCUCAACGAUGAGUAACCUACACUUGCUCAUGACUGAUAAACCAAGAGUGGGGCUUUGGAUCUUGGUGAUUCUAACAGUUCCCAUAUAUUUCACAGCAGUGAAAGGUAUCUCAUCAUGGGGUCUGGAAAACGAAGCUUUAAUUGUCAGAUGUCCAAAAACUGAAGGGUCCCGUUAUCCUGUGGACUGGUAUUACUUGAAAACAAAUGAAAGCAUUCCUACUGAGAGAAGAAAUGGAGUCUUUGCUUCAGGGGAGCGGCUUAAGUUUCUCCCUGCCAAAGUGGACAAUUCUGGAAUUUAUACUUGCAUUAUCAGAAGUCCUACCCGGAAUAGGACUGGUUAUGCAAAUGUCACCAUCUAUAAAAGACCAACAGAUUGCCACAUUCCACAUUAUUUGAUGUACUCAACAAUAUCUGGGUCAGAAAUAAAUCCCAGAAUAUAUUGUCCCAAGAUUGACCUCUACAAUUGGACAGCUCCUCUUCAGUGGUUUAAGAACUGUAAAGCUCUUCAAGGAUCAAGGUACAGGACACACAGGUCAUUUUUGUUCAUUGACAACGUGGGGCGUGAUGACGAAGGUGAUUACACAUGUAAAUUCACACACAGUGAAAAUGGGGUCAGCUAUAACGUGACAGCAACCAGAUCAUUCAUUGUUAAAGAUAAGCCAGGAGUUUCUGUGUUUCCAGUGAUUGUGACCCCUUCCUACAAUGAAACAAAGGAAGUGGAAAUUGGAGAAACGGUGAACAUCACCUGCUUGGCUUGCUUUGGGACAGGGGCGCAGCCCUUCGCUGGUGUCCUGUGGCAGGUGAACCGAAGCAAUAUCAAGGACUUGGGUGGAGCACGAAUUCAAGAUGAGCAAGGGGAAAAUCAAAGUUCUAGCAAUGACAUGACUUGUCUCAACACCGUGUUAAGAAUAACCGAAGUGAAGGAAGAGGAUUUGUCCCAGGAGUACGACUGUGUGGCCUGGAAUUUUCACGGGGUGAUACGGCACGCUGUGAGGCUGAUAAAGAAAGACCCAAUUGACCGUCGAAGCGUCUACUAUGCAGCUGCAGGAUGCAGUGUCCUGCUGAUGCUAAUCAAUGUCGUGGUGAUAAUCCUGAAAGUGUUCUGGAUUGAUCUUAGUCUGCUGUGGAGAGACAUAGCCAGACCUUACAAAACAUUGAAUGAUGGAAAGCUCUAUGAUGCUUACGUUAUAUACCCGAGAGACCACGCACAUGGUUCCGAGGGGCCCAGCUCUGUGGAGUACUUUGUCCACCAGAUUCUGCCCGAUGUUCUUGAAAAUACAUGUGGAUACAGCUUAUGCAUUUAUGGGCGAGAUCUGCUACCUGGAGAAGAUGUGGCCACUGCGGUGGAAGCCAGCAUCCGAAAGAGCAGGCGGCACCUGUUCAUCCUGACGCCACAUGCGUCACACAGCAAGGAGUUCUCCUAUGAGCAGGAGGUGGCCCUGCACUGCGCCCUCAUCCAGAGCGACUCCAAGGUGAUUCUGAUCGAGAUGGAGGUGGAGGGUGAGCCCAGCGGACUGCAGGCUGCAGGGCUUCAAGAUGCCCUCAGCCACCUCGUACAAGUGCAGGGCACCAUCAAGUGGAGGGAAGACCACAUGGCCAACAAGCGGUCCCUGAACUCCAAGUUCUGGAAACACCUGAGGUACCAAAUGCCAGUGCCCAGAAGACCCCCACAAAGAGGCUUCCAGUGAGGUCUCUGGAUGCAGGAAUAGCUGUGACACCCCUUCCAGUUGUUACGGCAUCAGCAACUGGCAGAUCUAAGCAUGCAGGGAAGGCUGGUGACCUGGUACCAGGUACUGAGGACCAUGGGUGGUAGUAGGAGAGUCGAGGAUCAUUGGAUGGACCUCCCACUGUGUCUAGUGGCUCCACUUUCAUCUUGCUGAUUCUGGGUGGAUAAAGAAUGUCCAGAAAUGUUUGCUCCCAAGCCCUCUGAUCUUCAUGGUUGUAUUCUGUGGUGACAUGGGAUCUUUUUACAGUGCUUUUAUUCUUUCUCAUUUUCUAUCUCUCUUUCUCCUCCCUAUACCCUUUCCCUCUCCCCAUCUGCACUUUAGGGGAGCGGUGGAUUGAGCCCAGGGCAUCUUCACGCUAGGCAAGUGUUCUACCACUGAGCUGCAUCCCAGCCCCUCUCUCCUUUUCGCUUUCUCUUCUUCCUACAUCAAUAAUCGACAUUCUGAAUGGCAAAUGGAAACUUUUAGAGUUAAGUUUUGGUGUCAUCUCAAAGAAUAUUCUAAUCCUCACAGGCAGAACUUAGGUAUUAUAAACACAGGCCCAGCCUGCCCUUAUUUCCUUAUUACACUUUAUUUGUUAGUUGCUCAGUUCUAUCAUCAUAGUUUUCCCAAUUAUGUUCAGAUACUUUAUCCAAAUUAUUAUUAAAAUUAAAGUUCUUUCUGCACUAAAGUUUCUUUUAUAUAGCUUUUUGUCUAGAAAAUUAUUUUCUUACUAUAAAAUUGACAGAAGCUUAUCAUAGAAAAGCAAAAAUUAUAAAGGAAAAGAAUGAAAACCAUUCCUAAAUCCAUCAUCUUAAUUAUUAUUGGUUAUUUUUGCUACAUUUUCUUCUAUUUUUAAAAUUUUAUUUUUCAUUUUAAUUUUGUUUUGUGGUGUUCGUGAUAGAACCCAGGACUGACGCAUGCUAAAUCAAUACUCUUGGUGUAGAUCAUUGAACUACAGUCCCAAUGUAAGUGUUCUACCACCUGUAAGUGUUCCAUGGUAAGAGUCAAAUAAAAAAUUGGCCUUUUUUGAUAAAACAUUAAAAAUCAUUUGUAUAGAUGGGAUUAUACCAUAUUAUGUGGCGUAACUUAAAUAUAAAGUAUCCAGCAAAGACUUGUGUCUUGAGGGUGCUAACAUCAUCAAUGGGUUAACCCAUCUGUGAAUUCAUAGCCUAACCAGCUGUAGGAGCUGGAGCCUAACUGGAUGAGCCAGGUCACCAGGGCCUGUCUGCCUUUGAAGAGUGUAUCAGCGACGGCUAACCUUUUACAGCUUUGGAAGAUAACAAACAGCCUACUAUGGCACUUGUGUUAUAGGUUCACCACCACUGUCUUGGUCCCUUUCCUGACUCUUUGACACUUUCCAUCUUUCUCUCUGCUUUCCUUCUGCCACAAGGUGAACAGUUUUCCUCCACCAUGCCCUCCCACUGUGAUUUUUCUCCCUCAUCACAGGCCUAACACAAAUGGAGCCAGAUGACCGUGGACCAUGAAACCAUGAACCCAAAUAAGCCUUUUCUCUUUUAAAUUUUAUAGGUCAGAUAUUUUGUACCACCAACAGAAAAGUGAAUUUUACAUUUUUUAACCCAAAAUCAUAAUGAAAGUUGUUGGUACAUCACUGAAUUUUUUUAACAUUUUAAAAUAUCCACAAUGUUCCAUUUCAUGGUUGUGCUACAUUGGAUGGAACUGAAAAUUCACCGUUAUAAAUAUUUCUGCCAUGACCAUAUCGGUAUAUGUUAUACCUCUCAAUUAAUUCAUUUAUUAAAGAGUUAGAGACUGCUUUGUGUGUUACAAUAUUUUUAUUAAAUUACUAGAGUAUUUUUGGCAGAGUAUGUUGAUAGAACUAAGUUAAUUUGCAGCCGGGGUUAAUUCCCUGCAGGACAGCACAUCACUCAGGACCGCAGGAGCCCAUUGUGGUAUCCACGGCUGAGUGUCUGCUGGAACCCUGGUUUCUGAGGACAGGUGUCCUUGAUCCCACCCUCACUCUGGUUAUAGUGCCCAUGGCCUGCAGAGGAUGUAGGUGACACCUCAAAGUCUGCAAGCAAGUAGUAAGAUCCUACUCUAGCUGAAGCAUGAAAUAAGUUAAAUGAGUUCAUAUUUUACGAGCAAGAGAAAGCUGAGAGACACAUUCAGUGCCUUUUAGAAUCCUGACUGAAAUCAUAUUUCCAGGGUGCUGUCUAACAUAUCUAUAGCUAUUCAUCUUUCUAGGAAGAUUAAGACCCUAUAGUCUUAAUCUACUGCCUCAGACGGGGUUGCCAGAUGAAAGAGGACAUCAGUUAAAGUUGAAUUUGAAGCAUAGAAUUUCACCCGAAUUUGAUAUCAAAUUCAAAUUUAGCAUCCUGCACUGUUUUUGGCUAAAUGUGACUACUGCCAUAAAUUGUGCUUUCAUGUGGUACCACCAGAUACUGAAAUAACAAGUAACUGGACAAUCAAAAGGACAUCGCAUAUCUGACUGGUUCUCAUCGCAUAAUUUGAAAUCAAUUUGUCAGUUUCUGUUUUGUAUUCACCAUCUGUGUGACUGUUACGGCUUGUAUCUAAAUGUUUCCCCAAAGCCUCAUGUGGUCAUAGGUGGGGCUUCUCAGAGGUGGCUGG